UUUAAAUUCGGUUUGAAUAGAAGUUGGGAUUCAAUUAUGAGGAACCACACAGUAACUACAUUUGUCCUGCUGGGACUGACUGAUGAUCCACAGCUGAAGAUUGUAAUUUUUGUCUUUCUGUUUCUUACCUACAUUUUAAGUGUAACUGGGAAUCUUGCCAUCAUCUCCCUCACCUUCAUGGAUUCACACCUUCAAACUGCCAUGUACUUUUUCCUACAAAAUUUCUCCUUCCUAGAAAUCUCAUUUACAACUGCUUGUAUUCCCAAAUACUUGUACAACAUAUCAACAGGUGACAAGACAAUUACAUAUGAUAAUUGUGCCACUCAAAUUUUUUUUACUGAUCUUUUUGGUGUAACAGAAUUUUUCCUCCUUGCCACCAUGUCUUAUGACCGAUACAUAGCCAUCUGCAAACCCCUGCAUUAUGUCACCAUCAUGAACAACAGAGUCUGCAGGAGACUUGUCUUAAGCUGCUGGGCAGCUGGCUUGCUGGUUGUUCUCCCACCUCUUAGCCUGGGCCUUGACCUGGAAUUCUGUGACUCAAAUGUUAUUGACCACUUUGUCUGUGAUGCAUCCCCCCUCCUAAAGAUCUCAUGCACAGAAACGUGGCUCAUAGAGCAGAUGGUAAUUGGUUGUGCUGUGUUAACCUUCAUAAUGACCCUUGUGUGUGUAGUUCUUUCCUACAUAUACAUAAUGAAUACUAUUAUAAGAUUCCCUUCUGCCCAGCAAAGGAAAAAGGCUUUUUCUACCUGCUCUUCCCACAUUAUUGUGGUCUCCAUUACCUAUGGCAGCUGCAUCUUCAUCUAUGUCAAACCUUCAGCUAAGGACUCAGUGGCUAUUAAUAAGGGUGUGACAGUCCUCACUACUUCAAUCGCUCCUAUGCUGAACCCAUUCAUUUACACAUUGAGAAAUAAGCAAGUCAAACAGGCCUUUGACAACUCUGUCAAAAGGAUUGCAUUGCUGUUAAAGAAGUGA
Molecule: messenger RNA, 972 nt
Organism: Jaculus jaculus (lesser Egyptian jerboa)
Lineage: Eukaryota; Metazoa; Chordata; Mammalia; Rodentia; Dipodidae
Product: olfactory receptor 6C2-like
Exons: 1
Coding region: 37-972 (311 amino acids)
Biological process (GO): G protein-coupled receptor signaling pathway
Cellular component (GO): membrane
Molecular function (GO): olfactory receptor activity; G protein-coupled receptor activity
Source: RefSeq, a predicted model, not a curated record